Messenger RNA from Spirometra erinaceieuropaei, 2181 nucleotides. Lineage: Eukaryota; Metazoa; Platyhelminthes; Cestoda; Diphyllobothriidea; Diphyllobothriidae. The record is from the annotation of a GenBank genome assembly.
AUGCACUUCCAAUCGCGCGUAUCCACAACCACCGUGCACGAACUCCUCUUCACCGACGACCGCGCCCUAAACACCGCCUCGGAAGAGGAGAUGCAACGCAGCAUGGACCUCUUCUCUGCCGCAUACGAGAACUUCGGUCUGGUCAUCAACAUGCAGAAGACGGUGGUCAUGCAUGAACCGCCACCCAACACAGCCACACCCCCCCCCAACGCGCCACAAAUCAGCGUGAACGGAACCCAACUGCAAGUGGUGGGGAACUUCCCAUGCUUAGGCAAUACCCUAUCCCGCAACACCAAGAUCGAUGACGAUGUGGCCCGCAGGAUUUCGAAAGCCAGUCAAGUCUUCGGUCGCCUCCAAAGCACUGUCUGGAACCGUCACGAUCUUCAACUGAACAAAAAGCUGAAGAUGUACAAGGCCGUCAUCCUGCCGACGCUACUGUAUGGAGCAGAGACCUGGACGGUGUACACGAGGCAGGCACGUCGACUGAACCACUUCCACCUCAGUUGUCUCCGUCGCAUCCUGAGGCUGAAGUGGCAGGAUCGAAUCCCCGACACUGGCGUGCUAGAACGGACGGGAAUGCUCAGCAUCUACUCCAUGCUGAGAAAAAUGCAGUUGCGCUGGAGCGGCCACCUGGUGCGCAUGGACGACGAGCGACUACCCAAACGACUCUUCUACAGAGACGUCGCGACGGGUUCUCGUCGUCAAGGAGGCCAAAUUCGCCGCUACAAGGAUACUCUGAAGUCCUCCCUGAAGCGCCUGCAAAUCAACCCGACCAACUGGGAAGAGCUCGCCCGCGAUCGUCCGACAUGGAGGAGAACAGUAAAGACGGGUGCAGCUAUCCACGAAGCCAACCGCAUCGCUGCCGCCAAAGCGAAGCGCGAAGCCCGCAAAUCACAACCUCGCCCAGUACGCAACGCCGCCGCACAACCGCUCCCUACGUGUCCUCGAUGUUAACGUACAUUCCGGGCUCGAAUCAGACUUGUUGGACAUCUUCGAAUCAAGUGCGCCUCUCGAACUGCCCCAACCAUCGUUCCUCUGCCCGCCUCAUCUUCGUCCUCUCUACCGCCAACUAACUCUGACACUUCUUCUGUACCACCACCACCACCACCUCCAUCCUACUCCUCCUCCUCCUCCUCCUCCUCCUCCUCCUCCACUGCCCCAGCGGCGGCCGUUCAGGCUGCCGUCUCGCCCAUCAACCCCGACACAACAACCGACACCACCCCCAACUCUUGCGAUUCCAGUGAUGAGGAUCAGGACUACACCUGCCCUCACUGCGACCGCACCUUCAAUUCACGCAUCGGCCUGGUCGGUCACUUGCGAAUGCAUCGCACAGAGACUGGUGAACCAGUGCCUGGAGCACCAACCUACACCCACCGCACUCGCCUCCACUGCCCACACUGCCCUCGCACAUUCACGCAUCGCAUGGGACUAUUUGGUCACAUGCGCAUUCACGAGGGCGGAAUUCACUGCAGCCCCGACACACCCACCCCGCCGAGCCCCACUCCCAAUUCAUCACUUUGUGCACCCACGAACAACUGCCCAACCGACAUCGACGCCGCCGACUUUACCACCCCUCACUCCUCCCCUUCCUCCUCUUCCUCUUCCUCCUUCACUGUCACAACGACGGCCACUCCGGCGUCUGUCGCGCACGACAUCACCACAGCCACACCUGACACAACAACGGGCAUAAACCCUGCAACCUCCGUCAUCAGAGGUGAGGACCGGGCCUACACCUGCCCUCCCUGCGAUCGCACCUUCACUUCACGCAUCGGCCUGAUCGGUCACUUGCGAAUGCAUCGCACAGAGACCGGCGAACCAGUGCCUGGAGCAUCAACCUACACCCACCGCACUCGCCUCCACUGCCCACACUACCCUCGCACCUUCACGCAUCGCAUGGGUCUAUUCGGCCACAUGCGCAUCCACGAGAGCGGAAUUGACCACAAUUCCGACACACAAACCACAUCCAACACAUUCACCAUGCCCAGCCUCACCCUCGCUUCAUCGCUCUGCUCUCUCAUCACCACCACUACCACCACCGCUUCCUCUGCAGCCGACACCGACACCGCCGACUUCUCGUGCCCACACUGCCCACGAACAUUCACCUCACGCAUCGGUCUGGUCGAUCACUGGCGAAUCCAUCGCACAGAGACUGGAGAACCAGUGCCUGGAGCACCAACCUAA